Armigeres subalbatus is the source of this 1654-nucleotide messenger RNA. It is a transcript of the gene EMRE, whose product is annotated as essential MCU regulator, mitochondrial. Gene Ontology annotation, cellular component: mitochondrial inner membrane; uniplex complex. Gene Ontology annotation, biological process: calcium import into the mitochondrion; mitochondrial calcium ion homeostasis. Lineage: Eukaryota; Metazoa; Arthropoda; Insecta; Diptera; Culicidae. The record is from RefSeq and is a predicted model, not a curated record. The transcript has a single exon. The coding region runs from base 104 to 379 and encodes 91 amino acids.
UGUCAUAAUCGUGGUGACAAUAAUAAUCAUUCGUGCGCGUUUCAGUCAGAAAAGCAUAAUUUUUUCGUGAUUCCGUCUGUCCGGAUUCAUUUUCGCUAGAAAAAUGGUGCUCUCUAAUGUGGUCCGCGUCGUUGGUCAACUAAAUUCGGUCGGUACGCGCUCCGGCCUGCUAGGGAUUCGUCAGCUCCGUCGGAAGUACACCUACCGAAGUGGCGCACUCAAACCGAUGCCCAAUGUCAUUCCGUUCGGUUUGUUCGGAGUGGUGCUCACGGUGAUUCCGGGACUGCUAAUCGGGGCCACCAUUAGCAAGAACAUGGCCAACUUCCUGGAAGAGAACGAUCUGUUCGUGCCCUCGGAUGACGAUGAUGAUGAUGACUAAGCAGGAUUGGAUUAUCCGGACACAAUCGUUCAGAAGAAGCUGCUUCUUUCUCCCCUUUGCUGUGUUCGUUUAUCGUCUUGAUUUUUCUACCUUGGUUUGUGGAUCGAUAUUUUUAGAAGCAGUGCGCCGCUGAUGAUUUUUAUGUACGGUAAUGUCAGGGGUUGAUAUUAUUUUUGCGUGCCAAAAUACAGUCUCCCCACAGCUAUGGAUCGUUUGCCGUUAUGAAUUAGUGCAAAAUUAUAAUUCCCGGUUUUCCUCGCCAGGAACUAGACGGUUUCAGAAGUAAAUGGGUAGUUCACGAUCCUGCGCCUGCAUUCACAACGUCAAAGAUUAUACUGGCCAAUAAAUGAAGAAAAUUGUAAAAAAAAGCAAUCGGUUGAAAAGAUAGAUAGGUCAAGAUUAAAAUUAGCAGAUCAUUCUUACAAGUAACGGAUGUAAGGGCUGCUGAUAUCCCUGGUGCUAUAUGUUUCAAAAUAUUCAUCAAUAUAAUAAAUUAAGUUUUACAAUUUUCUCGUUGAACCCCUAUGAGAUUUUUGGUCACAAUUCAAAUAAUAAUGUAUGUUUUUUGACCGCCGAUUCAUAACUGUGGGGUGUUUUGUUAUUCUCUCUCAAUUUUUUUUUGCGAACAGAUGGUAGAUUACAAAAUAAAAAAUGCAGUAGACAUUCGAUAACUGCAAGCAGUGGGACACUGAAUGAUAUUGAAUCUAUCAAACUUCAGAAACAUGUCGAUAUUAAUGAAAAUUUGUUAGCUAUGCGAAAACAUGUUACAGUUAUCGAACGCCUAUUUUAUGUUUUUUGUUCUAAUUCUCAACGAAGUACUAAGUUCGAAAACAAAAAUAGCACAAUAAAAAAGCAAAGCAUGUGCUUAAUAUUUUUUUUAUUUGUGAGUAUGUUAUUAUAAUUGUAUAUAUUGUUGCACUUAAACUUAUGAAUGAAAUCGGUGAACAAUUUACAGAUUUAGAUUAUUUUUUUUCAAUUUGCUAUUCGUCAUGGAUCAAACUAUAAUUUGACAAACAGGUUUAUUUACAGAACUUCCCAAAAGUUGCUUUUAAAAGUUAACCAGUUAAAAAAUAUGUCCAAUUGAAGUUUACACAAGUUACGUAGCAUACAACUAACCUAAGAAAUUGUUAUGAAUUUUAUUAACGCGCAUGACACAACCGUGAAUGAAUAAAACUUGGUAAACAAUCUAACCAGUAGCUGCUGACCGAGAAGUUGAAUUCGGUUGCAAAACACGAAUAACAUGUUUAAAUAAAUAUAAUUUCGAAAAAUUAAGUA